GGAACGGAUAAGUUGGCUAUCGAUAAGUAGUUCAGUUAUUUGUCAACGGUUAAGGGCACUCGGUCACAUUAAAUACUAAAUGUAUGCAUUUUAUAGUUAUUGUAAUUGGUCACAUCGAUUUACCUAAAAUUAAGGUACUUUGCGCGCCAGAUCAGUUCGUUUGACGAUACCAAUAGUGAGGGAAGAGAAACUGCGAAUAAAACUAUCUUCAUUUGCGUAAGCCAAUGAGCGUUUAAGGCAUUUCCUGGGUAUUGUCGGCGGCUCGACAUUUCUUUUAUUCGCACUCUUUAUUUGCAACAUGCCGGCGCUGAGGCGAAGCCCCAGACUAGAUCAGUCCAAAGAGCCCACGACGAGUGUGGCUAGUGAUAUACAGCAGCCUCAAAGUUCCAAGGAAAGUGGAUUACUCGGUCAGAAUCUGAGUGGUACUCCGCAGCCUGCCAAAGCAGGGCAGACUACAAAUUCCACAACUGUAGAGGUGGCGAACCUACUGGAAAGAAUCGCAACCUUAGAAAGGGAACUAUCCAAGGCCAAGGCAAAUGAAGGGCAAGUAGAGACCGCAAGAAAUCCCGUUGGAAUCGGGUUGAGCGGUAACGGUAACGGUAACGGUGCGGCGAAUACACCGCUAAGUAUGAGUGAAACGUCGUCAGCUAUGAGUGGAGCGACGACGCAGAUGUUGAGUGAAAAUUUGCAACGGGAACAAUUUGUGACGCCAUCUUUGAAUGAACCGUUGCUCGCACAAUUGAGUGCAAAUUUGCUCGCACAGUUGAGUGCAAAUUUGCAGCCACAAUUGAGUGGAACUAGUGGGCAACAAGUCACACGAAAUAAUAACUGUACAACAGUGAGCCUAUCUCCGCCUUGCUACGUUACGGCCACGGUGCAGCCAGAACUAGGGUAUGUUGAUGCACUACGGGAGCCACAACGCAACUUAGUGGUUACUGCGCCUGGGUCCUACGGGACAGCACCGGCAAGUAUACCAAAUGUAUGGACGCCACGUAGAUUACCGGAUCUUCCAGAGUUCGAAGGCCAGCCCGAGGAAUGGCCAAUAUUCGAGUGCGCGUUUACGGAGACGACGGAGGCAUAUCAAUGUACAGCCUUGGAGAAUAAUCAAAGGCUAGUGAAGGCUUUGAAGGGUGAGGCACGAGCGGCAGUAAAGGCGCUGCUCAUCCACCCCAACAAUGUGCAAGAAGUUAUGGAGCAGCUUCGAUUUCGAUAUGGACGCCCGGAGCAACUGAUUCGAAGUCAACUGGAGAGCGUGCGAGAUGUGCUGCCAAUAUCAGAACCGAACAUUGCCAGAAUUGUGCCGUUUGCCACAAAGGUGAGCAACCUCGCCGCGUUUUUGAAGUCAACAAAGAACGGCAUUCAGCAUUUAGGAAAUCCUACCCUAAUGGAGGAGCUGAUAGCUAAGUUGCCUAUAAGCAAGAGGUUGGACUGGGCGAAGCAUGCAGCUACGAUUGAACCAUAUCCAACAGUGGUGCAUUUUAGCGAAUGGCUACACGAGCUCGCUAGAUUGAUAUGCAUUGUCACGGAUGCUGCAAGUAAAGAUCCGAAGCGAAGGCUAUUGCACGCAAGCACAAGUCGUCUGGAUGGAAAGGAUACUAACUCUCACAAAUGUUGUCCAAUAUGUGAGGGGCAGCAUGGGAUCAAGGACUGCGAGGAAUUUCAUCAUGCACUUCCGACAGCGAGAAUCGAGUUAGCAAGGAAGCAUAGGAUCUGCUUCGCGUGCUUGGAGAGUGGACACAUGGCCCGGUUCUGCAAGAAGGGCACCAAAUGCAGUGUCAACGGGUGCCAAAGAAGGCAUCACUACCUGCUCCACGAUAGAAUCGGGAAUUCCAGGCUACCCCAGUCGAACGGCGGCCGCUUCAAGGAGCAUACGAGCACUCGAGAUCAGGAGCUGCAAAGGGACACCAGCCAUCGCCGACGUAAUCCCUUUACGUCAACGACUGCAACGCCAAAAGCAGGACAAGCCGAGGAUGGCCAGGAAUCGCCACACCGAAACCUUAGCUGCGUUGACCCGGAUGGAGAUCACCUGCUAUUCCGGAUUUUGCCCGUGACGUUGUACGGGAGGAAUAAGCAAGUGGACACAUACGCGCUGCUCGAUGAGGGAUCGUCCGUAACGCUUAUUGACGACGACAUUAUCCAGAGCCUGAACCUAAAGGGAGAGAGUCGACAGCUCAACGUGCAGUGGUUUGGUGGCAAAUCCGCCAGAGAGCACACUACGGUAGUUAGCCUGCAGAUAAGUGGCACGGGCAAAUCCAUGCGCCAUGACCUACGAAAUGUGUUCGCUGUAUCGAAUCUAAAUCUUCCGAUGCAAAGCUUGCGUCGGGAGGAUGUUAAGGCAAGAAAGGAAAAUGCACGCCUACCCGUUAAACCAUACUUCGAUGCAACGCCAAGGAUAUUGAUCGGCUUAGAUCACGCUCAUUUGGGUAUUCCACUGAGGACCAGAAGCUUUGGAGCAGGAGGACCAUUUGCAGCCGCCACCAAACUUGGAUGGGUGGUGUACGGACCGGUAAAAGGGAGUGCAAGUCCACCGGUAUCGAGAUCAUGCCUUUUAGCCGUGUCACACGAUAAUCUUCUAGAGAAGAUGGUCAGCGAUUACUUCGAAACUGAGAAUUUUGGAGUAAAGCCCGCACCGCCGGUCGCAGCUGGUGACGAUGUGCGAGCCUUAAGCAUUUUGGAGGACACGACGAAACGUGUAGGCCGACGAUUCCAGACUGGUCUGCUAUGGAAAGACGACGAGGUGAGACUGCCAGACAGCUACAACAUGGCACUCAAGAGACUCGUCAGCAUUGAACGGAAAAUGAAGCGCGACGAGGUCUUCGCGCGGGCAUACAAGGGAAUUAUGGAUGAUUACAUCAAGAAGGGAUAUGCACGACGACUAGAGCCGCAGGGGAUAACCCACACCAACGGCAAGGUAUGGUACCUUCCGCAUUUCGGGGUCGAGAACCCAAACAAGCCGGGAAAAAUCCGUCUAGUAUUCGAUGCCGCAGCCAAAGUGAACGAUAUAUCACUGAACUCGGCGCUGAUGAAAGGCCCUCAGCGCUACAAAUCCCUACCAGCAGUGCUCUUCCACUUCCGGGAAGGAGCAGUUGGAGUAUGUGCAGACAUUAAGGAGAUGUUUCACCAAGUGCUGAUACAGCCACAGGACAGAUGUGCCCAGCGAUUCUUGUGGAGAAAUGGAGAGGAUCGCUUGCUCUCCUUGUGCAGCGGACUAUGUGAAGCUCGUCAACGCUUCGCAAUAUAGUAGUACGGAUCCGCGAGCGGUUCUGGCGAUAAAGGAGUACCACUAUGUGGACGACUAUGUGGACAGUUUCAUGAGCAAGGACGAUGCUGUCGCCGUUUC
This is a messenger RNA of Drosophila mauritiana, 3340 nucleotides long. RefSeq lists its product as uncharacterized. The record is from RefSeq and is a predicted model, not a curated record. The coding region runs from base 299 to 3241 and encodes 980 amino acids. The transcript is spliced from 2 exons. Lineage: Eukaryota; Metazoa; Arthropoda; Insecta; Diptera; Drosophilidae.